AUGUCGUCAUCCGGUUCAUCAUCUAUGCAACAAUUUUUAAUAUUGGCUAAAUCAGUUCGCGGUGCAGCGACAGUUGAUUUAGUUAAAAAAGUCAUUGAAUUUCCCGACAUAUUUGGUUUUGAAGAAUUGUUACGUAUUGAAAAUAUAAACGAAUUGAAACAAAGUGAACAACAUGUACCUGUUUAUAAUACUCUUGAAUUAUUUGCCUAUGGAACAUAUUCUGAUUAUGAAGCAAAUCGUUCAAAAUAUAUUCAGUUAAGUGCCGGAGCAAAACGUAAAUUACAGUUAUUAACACUAGCAUCACUGGCUGUUCGCUCACGUACAAUACCCUAUUCUGUAUUAUUAAAUGAAUUAAAAAUAAACAACGUACGUGAAUUAGAAGAUUUAAUUAUUGAAGCAAUUUAUUAUGAUAUUAUUCAUGGUAAAUUAGAUCAGUUGAACAAUCGUUUAGAUGUUGAAUAUUGUAUAUCGCGUGAUAUCGAUUCUCGUCAAUCGUAUGAUCAUUUGAUUAAAGUUCUCGAUAACUGGUGUCAGAAUUGUGCACAAAUUCUAACGGUAUUAAAACAAGAAACAGUUCGGGCAAAUGAUAGGAAAAAACAAACUAUAGCAGAACAUGAACGAUUUGAACAAAAUCAUUUAUCAAUGAUUAAAGCUGUUCAAAUGCAACAAGAACAAAGUGGUAGUGGUAUGCCAGGUCGAGGAGGAAAUGAAAAUAAUAAUCAGAGUACAUUAUCAUCCUUGUCAAAUUUAAUGUCAAGUGCAACAGGUGGCGGAGAUAAACAUUCGAAAAAAGGUACUAAAAAUACAGCAAAACGUUCAUUUCGUUGA
Molecule: messenger RNA, 828 nt
Organism: Didymodactylos carnosus
Lineage: Eukaryota; Metazoa; Rotifera; Eurotatoria; Philodinida; Philodinidae
Source: the annotation of a GenBank genome assembly